GCGUGUGUUGUCGAGGCGCGCUCUCUGUUUACAGCGCGGCGGUGUGGCCGGCGAGCGCACGCAUUCGAGUGCAGAGAUCGUGCGAAACCGAGUUUUCCGACGGUUUCCGGGCUGCAGUAGCGUCCAGGGUGUCUUCGCAGUAGUUAUUGGUGUUUAGUGUCGGACACAACGAAAACAUUCGCGAGCCCGGCCGACGAUCGGUAUCGAGCGAACUUUCGUUGCAGCUCAUAAAAAUUAUAGGUGCUUUCGGCGGAUGCGAUGAAUAAAUUUUGCAAAUCGUGUCUGUGUGUCGAAAAGGUUCGUGAGAGCUAUGUUUUGAUCGGGCAACUUGUGGUGGAAGUGCCGGGUUGUGUGGACACGGUCCGGAUUGUGAUCCUGCUGCUGGCAUCUGUGAAGUCGAGGCUGUGCGGCGGAGUGCUCGCCCGGUGUCCUUGCCAGCUGAGGGACAUUGUCAACAUAAGUGGACACACCGUGUCGGAGGGCCCGCAUCUCGUGCCGGCCAUGUGCUAAGAUCUAAGUGUACGAACGAUUCCCGUGAAGACUUCUCGCGUAGAAGACGUUAAGUGCCAUUUCUAACCAGUUUACCACACGCAGUGAUAUUUAGUCUUAUCUAGUGAUAGUGAUUAACCGUGAUAUCUAGACUUAAGGUUAGGUGCUAAAGACGACAUUUUUUAACAAACGUUACCAAAAAGAAGCGAAACUGGCUCCUUACAAGGAUAUAAUGAACUCGUCGAGCAUGAGCUCAGCGGUGCCGACGAUAAAGUGCGAGGACACAGCGCCUUCGCCGGGCGCAGGCGCAGACGACGGCGGCGCCGGCGCGUACAACCUCAGCGUGAACGUGAACCUCAGUGCCGCCGUGAUCAACAUGCUGACGGCCGAGACCGCUACCACCACGCUGCGGACACCGGAGAUCGUCAACGACGUCAUCACCAUGACCAACCCACUGGAUCAGUAUAAUUACGACAAGAGCUCUAGUUUUAAGGGCGGCAGCGGGAAUGACUCCAACUCGUCUAUGUCCAACAGCUCGUCGGCCACAUCGCCAGCCUCGAGCACGCCGCCCAGCAUACAAAAGACGUGUUCAGAACUAAUAAAGGCUGGUCUGAAGCUGUCUAUUGAAUCGAAAAGGAAGAUGUCUGGCAGCGAUACUGAUGUAGGGGUGAAACGGUUGAAGAAGGAAGACAGUGACGAUGAAUACGACAGCAGCGCCACGCAACAGCCCAAAACCGAAGGGCUGACGCCGGAAGACGAAGAGCGUAGGCGCCGCAGAAGGGAACGGAAUAAAAUAGCAGCAACCAAGUGCAGGAUGAAGAAACGUGAGCGGACAGUCAACCUGGUCACAGAAAGCGAGGUCCUGGAGAAUCAGAACAUCGAUCUCAAAGCGCAGUUGAAGGACCUCGAAGUGCAAAAGCGACAGUUGAUCGACAUGCUGUCGUUGCACGCGGCGUCGUGUGUGAAGAACAACAACAACGCGACGCGGACAUCGCCGACAGCGACCUACAACAUGGUUCGAACGUUCGAAUCUCCGACCACAUUCCCCGUCUCUUACGAGGCUCACUCGCCUUACAUUCGACCGGAGUCGGCGAACAUCCUCGCCUCCAGUUACACUUGCGCCACGCCCAUCGGCGACUCCUCUAUAGACACCAUAUCAUCCCUCGACUCCAUUUACGUGGCUCCGCCGCUCUUGGAGCCUGAGUACAGCAGACCCGACAGUGUGCUCAGCAUUCCGCCCAGUUCUGAGCCGAGUUUCGUUACCACGGACGGGUACCUCCCCAAAACCACAAACGUCCUGACUCCGAUGGACUCGGAGUACUACGAUCCCGAAGUCAACUACAACUUGGCCAGUAAUCAUCAGUGCCACGGGUUCCCGGGAACGAUCCCGGACGCGCAAGCAAAACUCAACAACAGCCUCAACGACGGAUGCCUUGUUUAGUUAACAUCUGUUAUGUACGAGUAACCAUUAUUUUGUCGGGUCCAAAUUAAUUUCGACAUGUAUACGUAUAAUUUAAGCAUUGGAUAUGAAAUUCGAAAUAGAAUGUCACCGUUAAAAUCAUUAAUUUCCAUUAAUUCAUUGAAAUAUUUACAAUAAGCGGGUGACUUCAUUUUCAAAUGAUUUAGUUCUGAUUGAUUUUAAAAUUGAGUUGGGUUGAUACCUAUAAACGCAUAAUGUUGCUAUGAUAGUGUCUAUAAACGAUGUAAGAUGUAGAGACUUAGUCCAUCAAAUUACGAAAUUAAGGUACAGCUAAAAUGAAAAAAGUUAUAAAACAAGAUUUUGCUCAUGUUAAAACAGUUUUAAAAAAUAGUAUAAAAUUGGUUAUCUAUGAGUCUCUACAUAGCUAAAUCCGGACCUGAAUUAAGAUAAACAUUCUUUAUUUCAUAUUGCACAAUAUUGCUUUCUUAUGAUUUUCUGUAAACAUACAUACAUACGAAACAUACAUAGAGACAUGGUUGAAAUUUGUGCCUAUUGUAUACAAAUAUUCACAAAAUCAGAUACUAAAUCAUAGUUUUAGUGAGGUCUCUAAUAUGUAGAAUACACAUAAACCACAGUUUGUGAUAAUUCUAUUGAACGUUAUUAAAAUCACAUAGUAUCUCGUAAAUAAUAAACUAUACAUAAAUACGCCAGGAAGUCGAUAAAGGGCGGGGAAUUCAUUUCGAAAUGAACUUGUAUGUCUACUGUGUAGAACAACAAUGUAAAAUUAGUUAUGGUGCCUAUAAUGGACGCACAGAUAUUAUGUUUAAUGAAUAUUAUAAACAAAGAGAGGGUGGUGCUGUGAGACACAUGAAGUCUAUUUUUUAUUUUUUGUCAGAAUCAUUUGUUUCAUACAUUGUUUUGUAACAUACAAACGAAACUGUGAAACAGUUGUUAAGUUAGGCAUUUCACAUAAUAUUCUAUUUAGAUAUUAAACUCUAACCUUUACCGUAUUCGUUUUAAUGUUUCUAAGUUUUAUAAUUUUGCUUUGAUCUGUAUAAAAUAUUUAAGUUUUGAGAUCUGAUUUAUUUUGUCUGUGGUGCAACUUUUACUGCAGAAGCCCCGUGCAGUUAUUUUCAUUGCCGUUUACAAAAUAAUUAUCGGAGUAUGAAUUAUUUAUUGCAUUGUGAGAGGAUUAAGCGUUUUAAUUUACAAUUAUAAAUAAAGUAACAGUCAAAGAACAUGAUAUGUAAAUGUACGAGCAUAAUUUAUAAAAAUUCUUCAUCAUAAUAAUUACCGCAGCGGUCUAGUCUUCGCUUCAAUGUCUACAAACUGUUAGUCCCAAAUAGUGUAACAUCACAUAGUUAUUACUUCCAGUACAAUUAAUAAACAAUACCUCCUGUUAAAAUUCCAAAACUAUAUAUUUUUGUUACAGAUUAUAAUAUUCAGAUUAUAUUGAAAUAUAUUCCGCUAUAUACAUAUGUUAUAAUAAUAAGUUAGUGUUAGUUUUAAGGUGCUUUAACUGAGGAUAAGUCGUGAUAUAAGUAAAUUUAUUAUUUAUAAGUCUUGGUAACAUCAUGGAGAAAAUAAUUCAAACAGAUUUGUAUUUCAGAUUUUAUGUAUAAUUAAAAUAAAUUCUAUUUACACAUGCGGUAAAACAUACAAUUUUUUAUAUUUCCGGUGUUAAAAUUUAAUGUAUCGGUAUCCAAUAACUAUUAUUAAAGACUUGUGUAAAUAAGUUCGCUUGAUAAGUGAAAUUACGAGCUAAACGAUACAUCAUUGUAAAGUGCCUCUGUAUUCUCAAACAUAUGCGACAUCGUUGAUUAUUCUGUAUAUUCAUACUCUAAUAUUAUUGAAGUUAGUAUUUUAAUGUUUAAAAUUAAUGUCAACAUCUGAAUGAAAUGGCGCCAAUUUCAUAUUCUUUGGUCUUGACGGCAUGUGUGUGAUAACUGGAGUUGUACUAUCACACAGUUUGCAAUGCUAAGUCCUAAGGUGUUUUGUAUAGGCGUACCUAAUACGCAGAAUAGAAUCCAUUCAGAACAGUGCCUUCUGCAACCAGUGAUCCUAGUCUAUGCGGCCGCCUUUACGCAGUAGUGUACGCGGUCAGUCGCGCGAGCAUUUAUUUUUAUAUUGUUGGUAAUUGUGAUAAAAACUAGGCAGAGCACAAUGUUUAACGCGUUAUCCUCUUGUGUAACAAGAACUUUGAGUCUCCAUAUUUAUUAAGAUCGUUUUUCUAAAAAAUUUAGACUUCCAUUAGAAAUAUUUGUUUUGAAUGAAUAGUUUUUAUCGAUACUCUAUUGGUCUUCGUAUUAAUUGCUUUUGUAAUGUGAAUGUACCGUCGUAGUAAUCUUUGGAAUAAGAUUAACUUUAGAAGGUAUAGUUUGGCAGUUCGCAGAUUGUUUAUUUUACUUUUUGUUCUGCGUCGCGUUUUUUUCAGACUGCUGUUAAUAAUUUAUCCAUUUAAAUCGAGUUUAAUUAGUUGUAUACAAAGAUAAUAAAUAAAAAAGUUAGUUUAUCAAGCAUUUUGCUUAUAAAUAAACAAUUUUUGAUUUUUUGUUCUAAAAUGAAUCAAAAUGGCCUAAAUAUUUACAUCAGUCAAAUACUAUGGCAGUGUGAUUUAAAUGUGGCGUAGACCUAGUGUUUUUGUGUUUCUGCUUCCCACGCAAGUGGGCAGUUAUGAUAGUACAUUACUAUUCCAUAACAUUUCGGUUGUAAGUUAAACAGUUAGUAUUAAAUUUGUUUAACAAUUUAUUGUUGUUACAGAUUAAGAUUUAACUUUGUAAUUUAUAUUUCGAUAAGAAUAUCACCCUUUUUAGUAUGUUGUUAUGUAUAUUUUAUAUUACUAAGCCUGUGCUAUGGACUAAUGCUUUGAUAAAUAUUUUAUUCACGUUUUCUACUGAUCUAUAAUUUUGAAAUGUAUUUUAAAUCAUUUCAAAGUCACAAAGUGAUUUGAUAUAAUAAUUUUGUAUAUUGUCAUUUAUAAUAUUCGGCUUGUUCUUGAUUAAAAUCACACAUUGUUGAUAAAUUUGAAAAUAAAAAGUUAAAUGAAUUAGUUUACGUAAUUGUUGUAAACAUCACUUGUACCUGCUUCUUGAAUAUAAAUAUUUUGACAGUCAAAGCAAAAUUAUUGCGCUUAUAUAUCGAAGAAUAAAUCAUAUUAUUGCAUAA
This is a messenger RNA of Manduca sexta (tobacco hornworm), 5074 nucleotides long. RefSeq names its product proto-oncogene c-Fos (gene Atf3). The transcript is spliced from 6 exons. The record is from RefSeq and is a predicted model, not a curated record. The coding region runs from base 722 to 1930 and encodes 402 amino acids. NCBI's taxonomy places the organism in Eukaryota, Metazoa, Arthropoda, Insecta, Lepidoptera, Sphingidae. Gene Ontology annotation, cellular component: nucleus. Gene Ontology annotation, molecular function: RNA polymerase II cis-regulatory region sequence-specific DNA binding; DNA-binding transcription factor activity, RNA polymerase II-specific. Gene Ontology annotation, biological process: regulation of transcription by RNA polymerase II.